AUGAGAGAGAUCGUACAUCUUCAGGCUGGUCAAUGCGGCAACCAAAUCGGUGCCAAAUUUUGGGAAGUAAUCUCUGAUGAACAUGGUAUUGACCCUACUGGUGCCUAUCAUGGAGAUACUGAUUUACAGCUUGACAGAAUUGAUGUCUAUUUCAAUACUGGAAGUGGUGGAAAGUACGUACCAAGAGCAAUACUGGUCGAUUUGGAACCAGGAACCAUGGAUUCCGUCCGCUCCGGACCCUUCGGACAGCUCUUCCGUCCAGAUAACUUCGUCUUCGGGCAGAGUGGUGCUGGUAAUAACUGGGCUAAAGGUCACUACACAGAAGGUGCUGAAUUAGUUGACAGUGUUAUUGACGUACUCAGAAAGGAGACAGAAAACUGUGAAUGUCUACAAGGAUUCCAGUUGACCCAUUCUCUGGGUGGUGGAACUGGUUCCGGUAUGGGUACCCUGAUUAUCAGUAAGAUCAGAGAAGAAUAUCCUGACAGAAUCAUGAAUACUUUUUCAGUCGUUCCUUCACCAAAGGUUUCAGAUACUGUGGUCGAACCUUACAACGCCACCCUCUCAGUUCAUCAACUGGUAGAAAAUACAGAUGAAACUUUCUGUAUAGAUAAUGAAGCUUUAUAUGAUAUCUGCUUCAGAACCUUGAAGCUCACCACACCAACAUACGGUGACCUCAACCAUCUGGUAUCAGCCACCAUGUCUGGAGUGACCACCUGUCUCCGAUUCCCUGGACAACUUAAUGCUGAUCUCAGAAAACUGGCCGUUAAUAUGGUACCGUUCCCUCGUCUCCACUUCUUCAUGCCCGGUUUUGCCCCUCUCACAUCUCGGGGAAGUCAACAAUACAGAGCCCUCUCAGUCCCAGAGCUCACCCAACAGAUGUUUGAUGCCAAGAACAUGAUGGCUGCCUGCGAUCCUCGUCAUGGUCGCUAUCUGACAGUAGCUGCCAUCUUUAGAGGUAAGAUGUCCAUGAAGGAGGUGGACGAACAGAUGAUGAACAUUCAGAAUAAGAAUUCAACCUAUUUCGUAGAAUGGAUUCCAAACAAUGUUAAAAUAGCCGUCUGCGAUAUCGCUCCAAAAGGUCUCAAGAUGUCCGGAACCUUCGUGGGAAACAGCACCUCGAUUCAGGAACUGUUUAAGAGAAUCUCUGAACAGUUCACUGCUAUGUUCAGAAGAAAGGCUUUCCUCCAUUGGUAUACUGGAGAAGGUAUGGAUGAAAUGGAAUUUACUGAAGCUGAAUCUAACAUGAAUGAUCUGGUAUCUGAAUAUCAACAGUACCAGGAUGCUACAGCUGAGGAAGAUCUCGACUUUAUGGACGAGAAUGAAGAGGGUGAACCGGAAGCGGAAGAAGAGACAUAAUCACCCAUUUUUGACGGCCCUAGAAAACUUUUGAUUCUCCAAUGUCUUUGUAUUAUUAUGGCCGGUGUUUGUCAACUCGGCAUCUCUUUCGAGGAGUCUACAUAUCUAACAUUUAUUUGAUAGUUAUUCUUUAUAAUUUCUGAUAUAUUUUCAAUGAAUCUAAUUUAACUCGCUGGAAAUUCAAUAAACCGCACGAAUUUGUCAGGAACGGAACGGGCGGAUAAACGAGGUUCCACUGUUUGUAAAUAAGGUAGAAUAAAUGACACUAAAUGUCGCUAAAAUGAUAUUGGAGAAAUUGUCAAAGUGUGAUUAUUACAAAUUUCCAACCGUUCCUCUCCUGCCAUUUAUUUUUGAAAUUCAUUUGAAGAACUGUCAUAGUUAGAAUUCUUGGACCAUUAAACGCUGUAAGAUGUUGAAUACAUAAAUACACAAACCAAGCGUAGAGAGCUUCUGUUGAUUGCCUUUAUAGCUAUGAUAUUAGCUUUUAUUAAGUUUUAUUAUUUUUAAUACGGAUAGGUGUGAUAAAGAAAAAAUAUUUACUU
Molecule: messenger RNA, 1898 nt
Organism: Lottia gigantea (owl limpet)
Lineage: Eukaryota; Metazoa; Mollusca; Gastropoda; Lottiidae
Exons: 3
Coding region: 1-1356 (451 amino acids)
Biological process (GO): microtubule cytoskeleton organization; mitotic cell cycle
Cellular component (GO): microtubule; cytoplasm
Molecular function (GO): structural constituent of cytoskeleton; GTPase activity; GTP binding
Source: RefSeq, a predicted model, not a curated record